Castor canadensis (American beaver) is the source of this 1745-nucleotide messenger RNA. The record is from RefSeq and is a predicted model, not a curated record. Lineage: Eukaryota; Metazoa; Chordata; Mammalia; Rodentia; Castoridae.
UCUGCAAGUGGCGGGCUGCCGGGCAGGCGCAGCGCCACUUCCCGGAAGUAGUCUCGGGCACUCGGGCAACGGCUCAGGGCUAUUUUGGCAGCUGCAAGAAGAUCCUUCAAAACAAGAAUGCCAUCUCCUCUUGGUCCCCUAAACCUGCCCUUCAGAGACCCCGAGAGCACCCUUGAGGAGCCUGAGGCUGCACGGCUGAGAUUCCGGGGGUUCUGCUACCAGGAAGUAGCGGGGCCCCGAGAGGCCCUGGUCCAGCUGCGAGAGCUGUGUCGCCAGUGGCUGCGACCUGAGUUGUGCUCUAAAGAACAGAUGCUGGAGCUGCUGGUGCUAGAGCAGUUCCUGGGUGCACUGCCCCCUGAGAUCCAGGCGUGGGUGCGAGGGCAGCAACCAGGCAGCCCUGAGGAAGCUGCAUCUCUGGUGGAGGGGCUGCAGCAUGAUCCUGGGCAGCUACUGGGCUGGAUCACAGCUCAUAUCCUGAAGCCAGAGGUGCUUCCUUCAGUCCACAAGACAGAGGAGUCCUCAGGGCCCACCCACCUCUCAGAAACAGUCGAGCCCCUGAAUUCAGCCCCUGGGGAGGGUCAACAGGAUGCCAGAGUGGAGGGGUCUGCUCAGCUCACCUGCAGUGUGAAGGAGGAGCCCAGUGCUGAUGGGCAGGAGAUGGCAUCCUCCAGGCCCCUGCUUCCAUCUGAGUCCCCUGAGGGGCAUCUUCAACAUCAGGAACCAACCUCCACAUCUUUCCACCCACCCAGGAUUCAGGAGGAAUGGGGGCUACUGGACCCAUCACAGAAGGAGCUAUAUUGGGAUGCAAUGCUGGAGAAGUAUGGCACAGUGAUGUCCCUGGGGAUGCCACCCACCGAGCCAGAGGCACAGGCUGAGCCAGCGCCAGGGCCUCCACACACAGGACCUGAGGCACGCAGGAGUCACUGCCUGGGAGCAGGGACUGCAGGGCCAGGGCUUGGCCAAGCCAGCACAUUCCCUCCAGGUGAGAGCCAGAGCCCUAGCAAGGAGCAACCUAGUACCUGGGAGGGCCCAGCUCCAGGCCUGCCUGCCACACCCCCCUCCAAGCCCACACCUCGAAAACCCUACACAUGUGAGCAGUGUGGCCGCAGCUUCGACUGGAAGUCAGUAUUUGUCAUUCACCACCGCACACACAUGGGUGGGCCAGGCCCAGAGAAACCACCAAAGGCACCCUGGGAGCCAGCUGUGUGGCACCCACCCAGGCGGAGCUAUACAUGUGAGGAGUGUGGGCGCAGCUUUAGCUGGAAGUCACAGCUGGUCAUCCACCGCAAGAGCCAUGCAGGCCAGUGGCGCCACUUCUGUGUUGACUGUGGCCGCAGCUUCGACUGGAAGUCCCAACUGGUGAUCCAUAGAAAGAGCCACCGGUCUGAAGCUCUGUGAGUGGCUGGAGAGGGCAGCUACCCUGGGGGCCUCAGGGCCUGAAUGCAGCAGCGUCCCAGCCUUGGCUCCAGCCACCUGGAGGCUCUGGAGGCAGCAGGGGCCCAGAGUGAACCAGAGAUCCCAAGAUCUGCCCCUGCCUGCUGGAGCCAAGCCUGGGUUGGAAUCUACUGACUUUGGGGUGAUGACCAAAUCCCAGGCUCCCCACCUUGCAAUGAUGCAAGCCCACAUUGUCUGAGAUCAAGGGUGGAUGCCCCAAAACUGCCUUCCCCUUCUUGGACCAGAAGUCUCUGGAAGGCACUGGAAGUCCAGGAAAGCAUAGCUGACUUCUAUCCUGCUGUAUGUGAUGC